AUGUCAUAUUACCAGACAAACGAUCCACAAAAUUUACAAUUCUAUCAAUCUAACUACUCCAAUGUGUACCAAUCCCAGCAAGGCGGUGUAGGAAUUCCUGGAAAUGCUGGCACGGGUAUGGGUGGCCCUAUGGGCGCCAUGGACAGUGGAUUUGGUGCCAAUAUUGAUGUCAGUGGAUCCAUGGGAAAUGGUGAAUUGACCCCUGGAUUACUUGCUGCAUUUGGUACUAGUGGCUACCCCAAUGAACCUCCAUUACUUGAAGAGUUGGGAAUCAAUUUUGUUCAUAUCAAAAUGAAAACUUUGGCCGUUUUGAACCCUUUCAAUAGAAACAUCAAUUCAGAUAUAAUGUCCGAUUCUGAUUUGGCUGGUCCUAUUCUUUUCGUUUUGUUGUUUGGAACCUUGCUCUUAUUGUCUGGGAAGAUCCAAUUUGGAUAUAUCUACGGGGUAGGACUCUUUGGAACCAUUAGUUUACACUAUUUGUUCAAGCUUAUGAGUGAUGACAUUUACAUAGAUAUGGUGAGAUCUGCAUCUGUGAUAGGUUAUUGUUUACUACCACUUGUUAUUAUCAGUGUUUUAGGUGUAUUUGUAACAUUGGAUAACUUAUUUGGGUAUAUUUUGAGUGCCAUUGCCGUCUUUUGGUGUACCUACUCUGCCUCUGGGUUUUUCGUGGCAGUCUUGAAGUUGCACAAUGUCAGACCAUUGAUUGCCUAUCCAUUGGCCAUGUUCUACUCUGUAUUUGCAUUGAUGGCUAUAUUUGUAGAGAAGUCACCAUUGGCAUGA
Messenger RNA from [Candida] anglica, 780 nucleotides. NCBI's taxonomy places the organism in Eukaryota, Fungi, Ascomycota, Pichiomycetes, Serinales, Debaryomycetaceae. The record is from the annotation of a GenBank genome assembly.